Molecule: messenger RNA, 177 nt
Organism: Urocitellus parryii (Arctic ground squirrel)
Lineage: Eukaryota; Metazoa; Chordata; Mammalia; Rodentia; Sciuridae
Source: RefSeq, a predicted model, not a curated record
AUGACCCACACAGAGACCAUUGCAGAGAUCCACUUGAAGCCCUACUAUACCCAGGUUUACCAAGAGAUUUGGGUAGGAAUGGGGUUGAUGAGCUUCAUUGUUUAUAAAAUCAAGAGUGCUGAUAAAAGUAAAGCUUUGAAAGGUUCAAGUCCUGCACCUGCUCAUGGUCAUCAUUAG